Polychytrium aggregatum is the source of this 1393-nucleotide messenger RNA. RefSeq lists its product as uncharacterized. NCBI's taxonomy places the organism in Eukaryota, Fungi, Chytridiomycota, Chytridiomycetes, Polychytriales. The transcript is spliced from 2 exons. The record is from RefSeq and is a predicted model, not a curated record. The coding region runs from base 1 to 1224 and encodes 407 amino acids.
AUGAUGCUCGUCAAGUCUGCCAUCGCCGUCCUGGCCCUCGCCAGCGCCGUCGCUGCUGCUCCCCGCGGCGGUAACCGCAACAGCCAGGGUGGUCGUAUCCGCCAGAAGGGUGUCCACUACAAGGAUGGCAUCUUCCCUGCCCCCAACGUCGAGGAGCUCGCUGCUGCCUCCUCCAGCGGCCUGACCUACUACGGCGGCCCGGUCAUUGCCAACAUCAACGUCAACCCCAUCUACUACGGCGGCAAUGUCAACUACCAGAGCCAGAUGGACACCUUCUACAGCGCCAUCGUCGGCUCGUCGUACAUCAGCUGGCUGUCUGAGUACAACACCCCUACCCAGAGCAUCGGUACUGGCUCCUUCGGCACCUCCAUCUCCAAGAGCUCCGGCCUCAGCUCCUCCACCACCGACGAUGCCAUCCAGACCUGGCUCCGUAGCCUCGUCCAGAGCGGCACCCUCAAGCCCACCGCCAACACCUACUACCCCAUCCACUUUGCUCCCGGAUACUCCAUCUCCAUGGGUGGCGACUCGUCCUGUGUCCAGUUCUGCGCCUACCACGGCACCAUCGAUGUCUCCGACAUCAGCUCGACCAAGUACCUCUACUACGGUGUCAUGCCCGACCAGGGUGGCUCUUGCGCUGGUGGCUGCGGUAGCAACCCCUCGACUCUCAACAACCUCCAGUCCGUCUCGUCCCACGAGCUCGUCGAGGCUCUGACCGAUGCUGCUGUCGGUGUCGCCACUGGCAGCACCAUUUCUGCUCCCAUUGCCUGGUACAACUCGGCCAACGGCGAGAUCGGCGAUCUCUGCAACGCCCAGCAGGGCAGUGUCAUCGGCACUGAUGGCAACUCCUAUGUCGUCCAGAAGCAGUGGUCCAACUCCCACAACGGCUGCUACGUUCCCUCUGGCUCGCCUCCCCCUCCUCCUCCCACCACCAAGGCCACCACUACUACGACCAAGACCACCACUACUCCCGCCAAGACCACCACCACCACCACUGCUAAGACCACCACUACCCCCGCCAAGACCACCACUACCCCCGCCAAGACCACCACUACCUCGGCUCCCACUCCCUCUGGUCUCCCCCACAGCGGCAGCGCCUGCCCCACCUUUGGCCAGUAUGCUUGUGGUGACCAGAACGACGUCCUUGUCUGUGUCAACAACUGGAUCCAGCUCACCGUCUGCCCCUCGGGCACCAAGUGCUCGCCCGGCUCCUAUGUCUGCAUCUAAGCAGGCGACUCGCUUUUACCCUCCUCCCUUCCCCUCCAUCGCCAAGGCUAAAAGCGGUAGCCUGUCUCUCGUGUAUAUCUAUGACCGCCUCUUGAAAUAACUCCUCCCUUGUGCGUGAUGUGCCUCGUUGAUCGCUCUCCAUGGCACUUGUCUCCUAAUGUAUAGUAAC